CGCUGUUGGUGGAGCUACGGCUUAUAAACGGUUGUUUGGUGGAAACCAGAUCGAUGUCGGAAGAAACUAUGGCGGAAGUGGAAGUACAGCAGGACACAGAGGAAACGCAAAUUAUACAACUAGGGAACGAAGAACCGUCUCAGAAAAAGCGAACCAAGGUGAGGAGAGAGAGAACGAGAGGUUCAGAGAAGUCUACGAUGGAGGACAGUGGACUAGUCCAGAAAGCGAGGACCGGUGGUGUAGCAGGCACCAUGGAACGAGUGGCAGUAGCCGCCUGCAGAGCGGAAGGCAGGGCGUUGGCGCGCGCUGGAAGGGCGGAAGGCAGGGCCGCGGCUGCUGCGGGAAGGGCUGAAGGGAAGGCGGCGGCAGUGGCGGGAAGGGCUGAAGGGCGCGCGGCCGCCUCCGCCGGCAAGGCGGCAGCGCGCGCCGCGGUGGCAGCGGCCAGGGCGCAGAGCAAGGCGCUGCUCGCAACCAGCAAGGCCAAUGCUGCACUCAUCGUAGAGAAGGCAAAGGCGCUAAAGCUGUCGCCGUCUCAAAAAGAAGCGAAGGCGUCGAGGCUGUCGCCGUCUCAAAAAGAAGCAGAGACGUCGAAGCUGUCGCCGUCGCCGAAGGCCACCUCGCAGCACUGCAAGGCUGCUGGCGCCCGGGAACGGCGUGCUGCUUGCGGCAGGAAGCGUACGUCCAGGAGACGACGCAGAGAUUCUUCAUGCAGUGACUGCUGUUCAACCUGCUCUGAAGACAGUUCCUCUGAUGAAAGCCAUUCUGAUAGCUGUAGCACCUGCAGUGACUAUGAUACAGGCAGUGACGGAAGUUCCAGUGACACUUCCUGCUCAUGCUCAGACUGCUACAAUGAAGAGGACUGGACACCUGGCAACAGCCCACUGAAGCAAAAGAAAAAAUAAUUUCAAGAGUGUAUAUAAUAUAGUUGGCAUCUUGACUGAUAUUUAUUCAUAAAUUUUCAUUUUAAGGUUGGCUUUUAAGGGUAAUUUUUUAAAGUUGAAGUGUGAAGAAAUUUUAACUGAAAUUUUUAAACUGUAUUUUCCAAAACUCUUAUGGUGCAAAAUUCUAAAAGUAACAACAAU
Molecule: messenger RNA, 1082 nt
Organism: Schistocerca cancellata (South American locust)
Lineage: Eukaryota; Metazoa; Arthropoda; Insecta; Orthoptera; Acrididae
Exons: 4
Coding region: 54-902 (282 amino acids)
Source: RefSeq, a predicted model, not a curated record